AGAGAGAGAGAGAGAGAGAGAGGGAGAGAGAUUUCGAAGACGUAAUUCUUGAAUCCACAUCUACCACUAGAUUUCCACGAAGCAAACCCUAGAGAGAAAACCACCUGAAAGCUCAGCUCUGUUUUCAGCAAAGCAAUUUCAGGAAAUCAACAAAUUCAACGUCUCGGAAUUUUGUUUUCCAUUUCCUCUUUCAGAAUGCUGAGAGACUUCAAAUUCCUUCGCCGGAAUUCCGGUAAGAGCGAGGAGAUUGAGAAUGUGCCCGUAAACCCUAGGGAUUCGUUGGGGAUUCAGACUGGAACUGACUCGUUGAGGGCUCCUCUGAAUGCAAUCCAAGAGCCGAUUGAAAACCCUAAGCCGGAGCAAGAAGUGGGGUUUAGGAGUAAGAUUGAGAGGACUCCAACUAAGGCCAAGGGGAAAGCUUCGGAUCCUGCAUUGCAUCUUCGCACACCAGACAAGCAUGGCUUUGGGUUCUCGGGGAAGAAUAAUUUUGGGUGGGCUCAAAAGCACGAUCCUGGUUCUAUAACCGGUGAUUUGCCCGACGAUGGAAGCAAUUCUUCUGUGCAAGUGAGAGGAGGGGUUGGAACUGGAAAUGGUGGUUUGGUUAGUAUGACUCCUCGAACCACUCGGACGGUGGGAAGGGCUCCUUCGGGUUAUUCUGAGAGCAAUUCGACGCAAAGCACGCCGGGUAAGAGUGUUAGUAAACCUCCGAGUUUGGGGAUUCGGAGUAGGGUUGAUGGAAAUGCCGGUGCUCGUGCCGGGAACUUUGCUGCAUUGUAUAAAGGGUUGCCGAUUUCUUGUGGUCAACCUACGGUUGUUAAUACUGUGGAAGUGCCUUACUUUGAGCUCAGGGAAGAGCCUUCAUUCUGGAUGGAACACAGUGUACAGGUUAUUAUACGUGUCCGUCCUCUCAAUAGCAUGGAAAAGAGUACAAAUGGCUACAACAGGUGCUUGAAGCAAGAAAGUUCUCAAACAAUUACUUGGAUAGGGCAACCAGAAAAUCGAUUUACUUUUGACCAUGUAGCAUGUGAAACAGUGGACCAGGAGACACUUUUUAGAAUGGUUGGUCUGCCAAUGGUAGAGAAUUGCUUGUCCGGGUACAAUAGCUGUAUGUUUGCCUAUGGCCAGACAGGAAGUGGGAAGACACAUACAAUGCUUGGAGAGAUUGAUGAUUUAGAAGUCAAGCCUAGUCCACAUCGUGGAAUGACACCACGCAUUUUUGAAUUCUUGUUUGCAAGGAUCCAAGCGGAAGAGGAAAGUCGAAAAGACGAAAAACUAAACUACACUUGCAAGUGUUCUUUCUUAGAGAUAUACAAUGAACAAAUUACAGAUCUCCUUGAUCCCUCAUCUACCAAUUUGAUGCUCCGGGAGGAUGUUAAGACAGGUGUCUAUGUGGAAAAUCUCUCUGAAUUUGAAGUUCGGACUGUGAGCGAAAUUCUAGGGCUUCUAACUCAGGGUUCUUCAAAUAGGAGGGUCGCAGCUACAAAUAUGAAUAGAGAAAGUAGUCGUUCACACAGUGUAUUUACAUGCGUAAUUGAGAGUCGAUGGGAAAAAGAUUCCACAACUAACCUACGGUUUGCAAGGCUAAACCUAGUUGAUCUUGCUGGUUCAGAGAGGCAGAAAACUUCUGGUGCAGAGGGUGAGCGUUUGAAGGAAGCUGCUAACAUUAAUAAGUCAUUGUCUACUCUGGGUCAUGUGAUAAUGGUUCUAGUGGAUGUUGCAAAUGGGAAGCUAAGACAUAUUCCCUAUAGAGAUUCAAGGCUAACCUUUCUUCUUCAGGAUUCACUUGGUGGAAACUCAAAGACAAUGAUAAUUGCAAAUGUCAGCCCUUCUAUCUGUUGUGCGGCCGAAACACUGAACACUCUUAAGUUUGCUCAGCGAGCAAAACUUAUUCAAAACAAUGCUGUGGUGAAUGAAGAUUCUACAGGGGAUGUUAUUGCACUACAACACCAGAUACAACUUCUAAAGGAAGAGCUUUCUAUCCUUAAACGUCAGAAUGUCUCCAGAUCUUUGUCAUUUGGUUUGACAAGUGUCAAAGAUACAACAAAAGAAGAAGAAAAUGCAUGUACAACAAACAUACACAACAUGGAUCAACAACGGAUUAAUGACUCACUUGGGUAUGAAUCCAAGGGCAUCAUUAGAAUGUCUACCAAACAGUUGAAAUCUAUGGAGACAACACUUGCUGGUUCCUUGAGAAGGGAGCAGAUGGUAGAAAUUUCUAUCAAGCAACUUGAUGCUGAAGUUGAACAGUUGAACCGCUUGGUUCGUCAAAGAGAGGAAGACACCAGGUGUAGUAAAAUGAUGCUCAGGUUUCGGGAAGACAAAAUUCAAAGAAUGGAGUCACUUCUUAGAGAUUCUAUUCCUGCAGACGCUUAUUUACUGGAAGAGAAUAGAGCACUAUCUGAGGAGAUUCAGCUGCUUCAAGCUAAAGUUGAUAGAAAUCCUGAAGUAACUCGCUUUGCUUUGGAGAACAUAAGGCUUUUAGACCAACUUAGAAGAUUUCAAGAGUUCUAUGAAGAAGGGGAGAGAGAGAUACUGUUGGCUGAAGUAUCCACACUGCGGGAUCAGUUGCUUCAAUUGCUUGGUGAGAACUCUAAGCAGCAUAAUGAUCCAAAUUUUAGUAUGCAACCAAAGGAAACUACAUGCAUCAGCAAAGCAAAUGAUUUUCACCACCUGGAGUUGAAAAACACUCUCGGCGAGUUAGAGGAAUGCAGGCGCCAAUUAAACUCUUGCUUAGAUGAUAAUGCAAAACUCAGAAGGGAGUUAGAUGAUGUACGCGCUAUGUUCGAGAAUAUCAGAUCUGAACCCCAUGAACAUGAUGCCAUCUUUAAGACAACAAAGGAUUCAUUAAAAGGUCCAGCUGUUGACGAUCAGGUGCUCAAGGCAGUCCAAAAUGAGAAAUUGGAUGGGAGCCAUGAAUCUUUGCUGAUAAAACACGCAGAAGAAAUGGUGAAUUUGCAGCUGGAACUGGAUAUACUAAAGAUAAUUAUCAAAGAAGAGAGGUUGUCUUGUCAUGAAAUCGAGGAAAGGGCAAUGUGCUUUAAUAGAGAUCUUUGGCUGGCGAAAGAAAAACUUUUACUGACAAGUAAACAGUAUGAUGAUGCAAAAAGUGAAUUGGAACAGGCAAAGUCUGUUAUUGAAGCUCUUGAGUCACAGCAAAUUCUAUCGAUUAAUGAGAUGGAGGACCUGAGGACUACCAACAGUCAUUAUCUGCAGCUUUUGAGUAAACAUGAACUUGAAAUUAUGGCUUUGAAGGAGCAGCUUGCUUUUAAAGAGUUGCGAUGUCACUCACCUUCAACCCAUACAGAGAGUGACAACUCCCCCUUACAGGUUAAAUUGAAGAGGAUGCAAGCCUCUCUUGAAAAGGCCAGGAGACUGAAUAAUUGGUACCAAGGUGACCGUGCACAUCAGGUGUCCAAUGAAAAAGAGAUGGAUGAAGUUCGCAGGCAGGUUGAGGCUGAGACUGCUGAAGUGAUUGUCUGUAUGCAGGAAGAACUUGGGGUACUUCAGCACCAAGUUCAAGAUAGUCAUUUGAAAGAAAUGGAGAUGAAAAGGGCUGCAACACUUAUGGAGACUGAAUUGAAAGAGGUUCAGGAAAAGCUCUACCUCAUAACUGAAGAUAACAAAAGCUUGAAUCAAAAGCUAGAAGAGAAAGAUAGGGAACUGAUAACAUUAUCUGAAGAAUGGGAACUGUUGACCUGUGAGAUUGAAGAAGUUCUUGCUGAUGGGCGUGAGGCACUCAUCAAUGCCUCUGAUCAGCUUGAACUCAUAUCAAGUUCCUUUCCACAGAAAAGGAUUUGGAUAUCCGACCAAGUUGGCAGGAUGAUUAGAGUCAUCUCUGAAAAGGAAUUAUUGAUUGAAGAACUCAGAAGAUGUUUAGAGGAUGCAAACAAUAAAAAAAGUGGUGUGGAGUGCAUGCUGAAGUCUUUGAGAGGAGCAGCACUGGCUAUUACUGAAGCACACCAGCAGGAGUGCAGUGAAAAGGAGAAAGAAAUCCUCCAGUUGACGUCAGAGUUGAUUACACAGACAUCUACAAUAGCAAAGCUGGAGGACAGACUUAAACUGGCAGAAGAUCAGAUUGAAAAAUCAUCAGUUUGCGCAACAGUUGCUUUUGUGAUUGUCAAUAGAUUAUCAGAAAUUAAUCUUAGUUAUGUUGAUGCAUUAAAGCACAAUGAUUUCCAGCUUAGUCAAUCAGCAGAGAUGAACUUGAGAAAGGAUGCCAUUCUCAAUGAUCAAGCUGGUAAGAUUGAAGAAUCAGAGAAGCAGAUAUGGUCUCUGAGGGGGGAAGUAGAAGAGCUGGAGGGGAGCUUUACGAAACUAAGAGAACAACUUUCUGAGGAGCAGGAGCGUUCUUGUGCUAUGGAACAAAAGCUAAAAGCUUUUGAAGAGAAUGAGAUUUUGAUGACAAGGGAGAAACUUGCUGAGCUAAAAUCAGGCGUAUCCACACUCAGGUCUUGCAUGAGCACAUAUGUGGAGCAUUGUGGAAGUCCUGCUAGGGAUGAUUCACAAGAAUUUUGUAAUGGAGAUGGUGAAGGACGGACAGACACUGAAAUAAAUCAAGUUUGUGACAUAGACUUAAAUUUUGUUGAAGACCAGAGAGUUGAUACAUCUGAAUAUUCUAAAGUGGAGAACAGUGUGUGCCACAAUUCAUAUGAUGAGAAAAAUAUAAGAUGUAAAAGCAUUUGCAAGGAUGUGUGUAAUAGAGAUGUUACCAUUAUACUUUUGAAAAAGGAAAUAGAAUUUGCCCUUGAAAGCUUGACGGAGGUGCAAGCUGAGAUGGUGAAACUACACGACGAGAAAAAACAGAUGUGGAUAUAUGAGAAACAAAGUCAGGAAAGCAUGCAAUUUCUUAUAAGUAAGGUACUGACACUGGAAUCAGCUAUGAGUAACUUCGAAAAGCAAUCUAGACUCAAGAUUGAAGUUUUCAACCAUAGGCUGAAUGCAUUUGAGCAAACUGUGGAAGAAGCUGGGUUUCAAUGGUGUCAGACUAAAGAGUUGAUUGAACUUGAAGUUGGUGAUGCAAGGAUGGUUGCAGCCCAGAAAGCCGCGGAGGCUUCCUGUAUCAUUGCCAAAUUUGAAGAGGCCCAAGAUACUAUUGAAGAUGCAGAUAUUAUGAUCAAUAAACUAAUGAUAGCAAAUGGACAAAUGAAGCUUGAUAUAGAAAGGCUGAAGGAAAUGGAAGCCACAUUAGUCAAUGACAGGAGUCUAUUAAUCGAUGAGGUUCAGAGCUUGCAGGCCAUCAAUGAUGUGAAGCAUCAGCAGUAUGAAAACCUUGAAAAGCAGCUUGGCUCACAUUUGACAGAAACAAGGGAUCAGGUUAUGGAGCUUGAGGGUAUCAUCACAGAGUUCCAGACUACAUUUAACAAAAACUUCAUGUCUUUAGGCUAUGACUUCCAUUGCAUGAAGUCUCUGCUUUUAAAUUCCACAAAGUCGGUGCGUUCAUGGCUUGAGGAUGUUUGGUCUCAAAUAAUUGUGAAGGACAGUGCUGUGUCAGUGCUACACCUCUGUCACAUGGGAAUUUUGUUGGAAACAGUCACUGGGCUGAAUGCAGAGAAUGGUUUACUUCAACAUGGUCUAUGUGAAUCAAACUCUAUUAUGGCUGAUUUGAGGGAACACAAUGUUAAGUCAAAACGAGAGCUUGACAUGUGUAGAAUCCUUAAAGGGAAACUACUGGCUGAUAUCAAGAACAGUUUUGAUAAAAUUUCAAGGAAAGAAGAGGAAACUGGGGAGCUUAGUGUCAAGGUAACUUCCUUUGAGAAAAAAAUAUCAGACCUUCAGCUCCAAGAGGAGUUGAUGUUGGAAAGGUCUAAUUAUAUGGGAUCUCAGCUUGCGAUUUUGAUAAAGGAGUUGGACCUGAGUAACACUGAUGCUUUGGCAUACCUUCUGAAUCAGGAGAAAAUGCUAAAAUAUAAAGAGGAGGUCCUCGAAUCUCGGGCUGAUUUUUUCAUGGUAGAUUGGUGCUCUAAAGAAUUUGAGUCACUUAUUUUGGCUUCAGAAUUAGAAGAGAUGGCUCUCCAGAAAGCUGAUGCAGAAAGACACCUUAGAAAGUGUUGUUCAGUCCUUGAGAAUUUCAAGAAAGAAACAAUUUUUCUCAAGGUUGACGCAGAGUUGAAACUAAAGCUUCUACUCGAUCAGGAUAUCGAGGUUUCCCUUCUACUAAAAGAAAUUCAAGAGGCAAAAAUGGAGAGGAAGGACCUGUUGUUAAAGCUGGAUGAGAGCAAUUUAAGAAUUUCACAGAUGGAGGAUGUAAACAAGGCUCAUGAACAGGACAUUCUGCUGCUAAAGGAUGUUGCUUGUUCAAAUGAUAGGUUGAAAGGUGAACUUGGUGAAGUCAAGGAAACAAAGGUCAGGCUGUUGAGCCAGCUUCAAGCACGUGAAGCUGAAUAUGAAAAUCUACUGAAAGAUUUCAAAACUAAGGAAACAGCAUUAGAAGUUUCUUCCAGUCAAAUUUCUGCCCUUGAUGAAAAAAACCAAGUGUUGCAGAAGGAUUUUUGCAUGCUGGAAAGUUUGUCAAGCAGACUUCAAAAUGAGUUGGACAUAAAAACUGCAGAGCUAAGCAGAACGGUCAGCUUGGGGGACAAGAAUGAAUCAUUGAAAAGUGAGAUAACGGAGUUGAAGGCUGAAAACAGGUUGUUUCUUCAAGACUUGGAGGAAAAAAGUUCUGAUUUGGAAUCAUCGUUGAACCGCAUUGACGUCUUUGAUAAGGAAAAUCACAGGUUGCAAACUGAAAUAUUCUCUUUGGAAACUCGUAUUGUCAGACUACAGACCGAUCUGGAGAUGAAAAAUGCUGAAUUGAAUGAACUCCAACAUUCUCAAUCUGUUAUUCUUGAGGAUUUAUGUUCGACAAGCCGGGACUGGCAAAAUUAUGAUAACAAUGUGAAUUCAUUGAAGGAAGAGAAUGCUUUCUUAAGAAAUGAACUUUGCUUCCAGAAGAAAAGUAAGCACAGAGUCCUCUCUAUCUUGAGCUUGAACAUUAUGAAAUGGGUUGAUACAGUGGAAACUGUCGAUAUGAUGGGUAGCAGAUUACUUAACAUACUGAAUGAAAAAAGCUCUUCAAUUGUGGAUAAAAUGUCCCAAGAGACAUCAGAAAACAUAGAGAGGACAUCUACGUUCAUAGAAGAGCUUGACUGCUUGGAAUGCCAUGCUAAAGAGCUGGUAUCGGAAAAUUUGACUCUCCAUGCUGAGCUAUUGAGAAAGGAUGAUGUUUUAAAAGGACUGUUAUUUGAUCUGAGUUUGUUGCAAGAAUCUGCUUCUAAUAACAAAGAUCAAAAAGACGAAAUUGAGGAGAUGGUGGGUUCUGUGGAGGCAUUAGAAGAUGAGCUUGCUGUAAAAACAGGUGAGCUUGAUCAGGCUCUUUCUAAUAGCCAAGUGCUUGAAGCUCAGUUGCAGGACAAAAUAGACGUAAUCUCUUUGCUUGAGUUGGAUCUUACAAAAGAACGCGAGUCUCUAAAACUGCUUUCCAGUGAAAAUCUGGAGCUGAGAGCUCAUAUUGAAGAUGCAUUGGCAGCAAAAACUUAUCUAGAGGAGGAAUUAACAGAGAAAAAGAAUAUAACUGAGAGUUUGGAAAUGGAACUGUCAGAAAUGAGUAAUGCUCUUGGCCAAAUGAAUGAUUUGAUUGAAUCCCUUAGGAGCAAUAUGAGUGAAGUUGCUAGUGAGAGGGAUCUUCUCCAGGAUGAGGUGCACAGUUGGAAAGAAAAGCUUGAAAGGGCACAAGCGCUGGCUGACGAAAAUGAAGCGAUUGCUAUGGAAGCUCGACAGGUAGCUGAAUCAAGAAUGAUCUACGCUGAGGACAAGGAAGCCGAGGUGAAGUUAUUAGAGAGAUCUGUUGAAGAGCUAGAAUGUACUGUAAAUGUAUUGGAGAACAAGGUUAACAUUCUUAAAGAAGAAGCCGAACGACAACGGUUGCAAAGAGAAGAGCUGGAAUUGGAGCUUCAUGCUAUAAAAGAUCAAAUGCAGAAUGUUAAAAAUACUGAUUCUGACAUGAAAAGGUAUUUAGAUCAGAAAGAGAAAAACCUUCAAGAAGCCCUAACGCAUGCUCAACUUCUUGAGAGGGGUAUAGCAGAAAAGGAUGCAGAGAUUGGCCAACUCAAAGCACACAUAUCUGAGCUAAAUUUGCAUGCUGAAGCACAGGCUAGUGAAUACAAGCAAAAGUUCAAGGCAUUGGAAGCCAUGGCUGAGCAAGUCAGGCCCGAAGGACAUUCCAACCAUGUCAUGAAUUCUUCAUCAAACAAGUUAGAGAAGUAUGCCACAAAGUCUAGGGGCUCUGGUUCCCCUUUCAAAUGCAUCGGGUUGGGCAUGGCACAGCAAAUAAAAUCUGAGAAGGAUGAGGAGCUUACUGCUGCAAAGCUGCAUGUUGAAGAGCUUGAAUUUUUGGCAGUAAGCCGACAGAAAGAGAUAUUUGCAUUGAAUGCCAGAUUAGCUGCUGCUGAGAGCAUGACCCAUGAUGUAAUUAGAGACCUACUGGGAGUAAAGUUGGAUAUGACGAAUUAUGUGUCACUGUUGGAUAAUGAGCAAGUGCAGAAGAUAACCGAGAAGGUUCGACUUCAUAGUUUAGAGUCUCAAGAUAAGGAUCAGGAGGUAGUUAAGCUAAAGAAGCAGCUUAAUGAAUUCUUUGAGGAAAGGCGAGGAUGGUUGGAAGAAAUUGAUCGAAAACAGUCAGAAGUAGUAGCUAUACAAAUUGCAUUGGAAAAACAUCGGCAGCGAGACCAGUUACUUAAAACUGAAAAUGAAAUGUUGAAGCUGGAGAAUGUAAAUCAUAAGCAGAAGGUGAUGGAACUUGAAGGGGAAGUAAAGAAGCUGUCCGGGCAGCAAAACCUCCAGCAGCGCAUUCAUCAUCAUGCAAAAAUCAAGGAAGAAAACAACAUGCUAAAAAUUCAGAAUGAAGACCUUAGUGCCAAGCUGCGGCGAACAGAGGUUAUUCUCUCACGUGUCAAGGAAGAGCUUGCUCGGUUCCGCGGUUCCAUGGGAAAGAAUCCCUAUACUGAUUAUGAUGAGGAGCAACGCUUGAGCAUCAAACUGAAGGAAACUGAGGAGGAGAAGGUGCAGUUAGCACAGAAGUUAUUGGGCUUGUGUACCAGUGUUCUAAAGGUCGCUGGAAUAACAAAACGAGCACCCAAUAUUAGCCCUGAAGAGACUGUGGAGGAGGUCAAAAAUAGAUUUACUUCACUGGAAAGAGAAUUGCAGGAUUUGAAGAAUAAGAACAGAAUUAGCCACGAAAGAAUUCGAUUGACUGAGCUCAUGCCACAAUCUUCACCAAUAAACUCAAGGACAGAUGAGAAUUGUCGAACUCCAAGAAGGCAAUCCCAAGCUGUAUUUCUUUCUGCUCUAGAUCGAUAAGCAUGCAUGGCGGUAAUUGGGGAGCUGUUGUUAGCUUUUUGCUAAUAAUGUAUUAUUUUUUGUAUGUAUAGCUGUUUGAAGCUGUAUAUCAAUUCUUUUGUAGUCGUGUAAAUAUUCCCAUAUUAUAAUUACAAUUUAAUGAAAAUCAGUAUAUUUUUUUACCA
Molecule: messenger RNA, 9497 nt
Organism: Alnus glutinosa
Lineage: Eukaryota; Viridiplantae; Streptophyta; Magnoliopsida; Fagales; Betulaceae
Product: kinesin-like protein KIN-12D
Exons: 38
Coding region: 196-9333 (3045 amino acids)
Biological process (GO): microtubule-based movement
Molecular function (GO): ATP binding; microtubule binding; microtubule motor activity
Source: RefSeq, a predicted model, not a curated record